Apus apus (common swift) is the source of this 1900-nucleotide messenger RNA. RefSeq names its product microtubule associated tyrosine carboxypeptidase 1 (gene MATCAP1). Lineage: Eukaryota; Metazoa; Chordata; Aves; Apodiformes; Apodidae. The record is from RefSeq and is a predicted model, not a curated record. The transcript is spliced from 6 exons. The coding region runs from base 38 to 1234 and encodes 398 amino acids.
GCGCGGGGGGCCGCUCGGCCGCAGCCCCGGGGCCGCCAUGGUGCCGGGCCCCGCGCCGCCCGCCCGCCACGGCCCGGGCCCGCCGCCCGCAGCCCCGCACCGGGGCGCCCGCCGCUUGUCGGAAACCGGCGGCGGGGGAGGGGGAGGGGCGGCGCGGGGGCUGCGGGCCGCCGCCUCGCUGCCGCAGCUGGCGCGGGGCCGGGAGGAGGGCGGCGGGCGGCGCAGCCCCUGCCUGCUGGUGGCCUUGCGGCCCCGCAACGUGGAGGCCGAGCGGGAGCGGUUCUUCCGCGCCAGCUUCGCUUACGACCCGCAGUUCGAGUACGCGGAGCCGCCGCCCGCCGCCGUGCUGGAGAAGUACGGGGAGGCCUCGGACCGCUUCGUGACUCAGGCCAUCCGGAUCAUCCGGGCUGUCCUGGAGAAGUAUGGGACCUACGAGAGCUUCGAAGUGGCCACGGGUGGGAGGCUGCUGAGCAAGUGCCAGAUCUGGGCCAUGAUCCGAAAGUACAUGCAGAAGGAAGGCUGCGUGGGAGAGGUGGUGGUGCAGCUCACGGAUGACCUCCUGUCGCAGGCAGUGAUGAUGGUGGAGGACAGCCGGCCAACCCUGGCCAUCAACCUGGCAGGAGCCCGGCAGCACUGGCUGGAGGGGAUGCUGCGCCACGAGAUAGGCACCCACUACAUCCGGGGGGUGAACAACACCCGCCAGCCCUGGCACAGCUCCGAGGGUCGCAAGCAGUACAGCCUGAAGCCCGCCAACCCCACCGAGGAGGGCCUGGCCAGCCUGCACAGCGUGCUGUUCCGCAAACAGCCCUUCCUCUGGCGGGCAGCCCUGCUCUACUACACCAUCGAGCGCGCCAGCCGCCUCUCCUUCUCCGCCCUCUUCCAGGACCUGGAGCAGUACGUCCAGGACGCCGGCGUCCGGUGGGAAUACUGCGUGCGGGCCAAGAGGGGCCAGACCGACACCUCGCAGCCAGGCUGUUUCAGUAAGGACCAGGUCUACCUGGACGGGAUUCUCCGCAUCCUGCGCCAUCGCCAGACCAUCGACUUCCCUCUGCUGGCUGCACUUGGAAAGGUCUCCUACGAAGAUGUGAACCGGCUGAAGAAGUUUGGGGUGCUGGAGAAGACCCGGAUCCCCCAUUUCAUGCAGGACCUGGAGAGGUACAUGAAGCAGCUGGAUCACAUUGUCACCACCAAUGGCCUGAACGAGGAGGAGCUGGAGCAGCUGCUGCCCGACUGAGGGGAUCAUCCCCCCAAAACCAGUGCCCUGAGUCCAGCACCAGUGCCCUUUGUUGGAUAUUUAUUGGGGCUGGAGCCUGGAGGGCAGAGCCUGGGCCCCCUGCUCCGUGCCCAGGUGGCCACUGUGCAUGUAGGGCUGGUGGGGUCGGUGUCCACGUGUCCUGUCCCCACUGUCCCCUGAGCAUUUUGGGGACAGCUCCAUGAGGCUUUGGGAGCUGGAGCAGAGGGUUCCAGGGGGCGAGGGCAGCGCUCCCAGCCGUGCAGGAGGUUGUGCUGGGGUGGCUGCAGUGAGAGGGGGGGGUCCUUGGGGUGCCAUGGGGGGGUCCCAGCAGAGUGGGGACACCACCUGGGGGGCUGGGGACCCUGGGCUAAGCCUGCCAGGGUAGUAAGGGCUGGCCCAGACGCUCUGUCUGCGUUUCCCACUCCCUAUCCCUUCCCUUGUGCCACCCAGCAGCAGCAGGAAGGGCUUUAACAGCCCCCCCCAACCCCAUCUCUGCUCUCCCCCUGCCCCCCCAGAUGUUUGCCCACCAUUAAUCAUUGCUCUGCACACCAAGGACUGGGGCCACUCUGCCUGUCUCUGAGGGGCAGGAGGGCUCAGGGUGGGGGGGGGGGUUCAGGCUGGAUGUUAAGAAAGUGUAAUAAAAAUGAUGUCAUGAAAAAAAACCAA